Messenger RNA from Myripristis murdjan (pinecone soldierfish), 4699 nucleotides. RefSeq names its product Krueppel-like factor 6. The record is from RefSeq and is a predicted model, not a curated record. The transcript has 4 exons. Gene Ontology annotation, molecular function: DNA-binding transcription factor activity, RNA polymerase II-specific; RNA polymerase II cis-regulatory region sequence-specific DNA binding. Lineage: Eukaryota; Metazoa; Chordata; Actinopteri; Holocentriformes; Holocentridae. Gene Ontology annotation, biological process: regulation of transcription by RNA polymerase II. Bases 208 to 1068 code for a protein of 286 amino acids.
AGUGAGCCGUCGGACUUUAGUGGAGUUCAGUGUUUGUACGCUCACGGUGCGUCAGACGCGCAAACCUCCACUGGAAGCGCACGACGACUCCAGACUAUUAUACAUGCAAAUACAGCCAAGACUCCGGCUUCUCCCUGAACGCAGCAGACUUCUGUUUUUCUACAAGCUUGAAUUCGGCUCUACUUGUGGCUGCAUCUUAGGAGUGAAAUGGAUGUCAUCCCUAUGUGCAGCAUCUUUCAGGAGCUCCAAAUUGUGCACGACACCGGAUACUUUUCAGCUUUACCAUCUCUGGAAGAGUAUUGGCAGCAGACAUGCCUGGAGUUGGAGAGAUACCUGCAGAGCGAGCCCUACGUCUCGGCCACCGACCUCAAGUUCGAGGGGCAGGAGGACCUGUGGAGCAAGCUGAUGCUGGCCUGCGGCGACAAGGCGAGCGAGUCGGACCCAAAGAUCCCCCACGUGAAGGAGGAGGAAGACAAUCACGACGCCCAGCACCUGGACGCCGGCAGCUUCCACUCGGACGCCAGCAGCGAGGCCUCGGACAGCUCCGAGGAGCUCUCGCCCACGCUCGACUUCCCCUCCAACCCUCUGAGUGACAUUCUGGGCGACGGCGGGGAGGAGCUGGGCUCCACGGUCAUCAGCACGCCUCCGUCCUCGCCCGAGCUGGGCAAGGAGGGCUCCGUCGCCCAAGUGUGGAGCGGGAUACAGACUGUGCUGCACUCACCCGGGAAAAUAAGGACUGGGGGUGUGGGCCGGAGCCUGGAGAGGACGGGGCUGACCAGCGGGGAGGCGUCGCCGGACGGGAGGAGGCGGGUGCACCGGUGUCACUUCAACGGGUGCAGGAAGGUGUACACCAAGAGUUCGCACCUGAAAGCACACCAGCGCACGCACACAGGUGAGAAGCCCUACAGGUGUUCAUGGGAGGGCUGCGAGUGGCGCUUUGCACGAAGCGAUGAACUCACCAGACACUUCAGGAAGCACACCGGAGCCAAGCCAUUCAAAUGCAGUCACUGCGACAGGUGUUUCUCCCGCUCUGACCAUCUGGCGCUGCACAUGAAGAGGCACAUCUAAGAUGGCCGCCGCGCCGAGAGCUCUGAGACGAUAUUGAUUCUGGUUGUGUGCCCUGACCUGUGUGGGGGAUCCGAGAGGCCAGGGUGUCCUGAGAGAGUUACGGGGGGGGACACCCCUGUGUUUCCAGCCAGCGGGGGAAAGUUAAAAAAAAAAAAAAAAGCGAGAGAAAGCAAAGCAGGCUAUUAUUUGCACCAUACUUAGUGCCUCCAACACCUCGCUGUGGAGAUUGCUCUCGAGAAAGAAAGGCUUUUUUUAAAACGGAGGAGUGCGACGGAGGGGGGGGAAAUCUGGGCCGGAGAAGGCGGAAAAGAGACACUCUUCUUGUAUGGUGUUCGACGCUUUUUUCCUGGAGGAUUAUGGGACUCCUGCAGGGGGUUGCCGCUCCUCCAAUGACAGUGUGUUUGCCCGUGCGCAUGAGGACUGUUGAGUGCCUGCGACUGGAUGCCUGUGCCGGCUUACCGAGCGGAUGGAGCUUGCGUUGUGGAACUGCGAGUGAAUGGCGAGGACUGGAUGAUGUUAUUAUGGGAGGGGGCGGGCGGGACGGGGGCGGGCGGGACGUUAUCUGUUGUCUCACUGAGAAUGAAUGCAAGCCAAAAAAAAAAAAAAAAAAGAGGUUUUGUCUGUGCUGUUUGAGUCUGUUGGCUGUAGAGUGAAAGGGGGGUGUCGGGAUCGCAACGCCGCUGUGGGAGAGAGAGCGCCCCCUUUCUGCCCGGAGGAGGAAUUACAGCUCCCUGUUUUUUUUUUUAAAAAACAAAAAAAGUGGGAGGUUGUCAUGUUUAGUGCAGCUAUUAAAUGUGCAAUGUAUUACGUAGCCUGUCUCAAAACGUACACGCUAUAAAGCUCCUUUUUGUUGUCCAUUGUGUAAGCUCUGUAUCUCGAAACGAUGAAAAAAAAACAAAACAAAACAAAACAAAAAAAAAAAAACGGUUGUACACAAACAAUUAUUGCCAUUAUAACAGAAGUUGCAUGGGAUCUGGGGAUGUGUUGCUCACCUGUUUGCUUAUAGGACAACAAAAAUCCAUUCGAGAGCAGCUACCUACAUAUUACUCAAUAUCAUAGUAUUGUACAAAAAAAAAAACAUAAGGCAGUCAUUUUUUUUUUUUUUUUUUUUUGUUCUAUUGAUACGUUGGGGAUACCACUAUUGCUUGGCAACUGUCUUGAUCAUGGGAUUGUGUUUUUCUCCUUUUCGCUCUUCUCUUUCGUUCUAUCUGUAAAUGCACUGUUGACCUUACUGAUGCCUUAUGUAAGUGGCCUUGUCCUGUUAAAUAGAUCACUCUCUCUCACACACACACACACACACACACACACACACACACACACACACACGGGGGUUGCGAAUGCAGUAGUGCGUGAUUGAAUAGCUUUAUAAAGGCUCUGAUCCAUACAGUCGCACCUUUGCCCUUUUGUCUCGCGACAAAACUCCUCCAGGCUCCUGAAUAAUAAAACAUAACUCUAUAUCAGCUUCAUAAUGACUGCCAUUUUUACAUUUCUGUGCAUUGUUCGUCGACUAUAUCAUAUCGUAACUAUAUCGAGACAAAAUCAUAUUCUCCAAAACGACCCAGGUCUGAGACAGAAUUGUGGAGCACUUGGAAAAAAAAACAAACAAAAAAAAACUUAAAACAAAAAAAAAAAAUCAUUUUUUUCUAAUGGUUUACUACUGUGUAGUAUAACGUGGUGUGGAUGCACUUAAGAUGGACUUUAACUUGCUGUCAAAGGUACACAGUCUUGGUAACAAGUUCUCAUGGCAGGCGACGCGCCCGGGGCUGCUCUCAGGCCCGAGCCGCCGCCGCCGUCUUCUGAUUCGUCCAGCGCUCACACCCUUAAAGAGCGGAUGUGUCGUCUCCAACGCCCGUGUCACUCGGCUGUGUCGACGGUGUGUGUUCACGGAGUCUGUCGGGAGCCGGCGGUUGCUUCAUUAGGCCAGCGUCUGAGCUCCUGAACCGGAUCCAGACUCACGUGAACCCGCCUCACCUCCAGUGUGUUGUUGUUGUUGUUGUUGUUGUGCAUGUUUUGCUGCUGUCCUGCAAAAACCUUGGAGCCCCAGUUGACCUGCAACUAAUGACUAGCUUCAUUGUCAAGCUAUCGAUCGUUUUGUUCCUUAAAAAAAAAAGAAAAAACACUUUUAUUAUUGAUAAUUUGAUUCAUUUUGCCUAGCAGUGGAACAUCAUGUUUUUGAAAAAGGUCACAAAAUGCCAAAUUCCUCAAUCAGUAAAGAUAUUUAAAGGCAUUUGAUUGCAUAUUGCUUCUUAAAGUUGAUACCUAUCUAACUAUCCAUGUCUCAUUUAGUAUAUAAAGUGUCAAAAUAUCCUGACAGAGUCUCACGGGAAGUGAUCAGAGCCCAAAGUGAUGUCCUCAGAUCGCUCAGCAUCUAAAAAACCAUUAAGUUUAUCACAAUUUCAAGAGAGAAAAAUACGACAAUCUUAGCAUCUCGGUGACCUUAGUGAGGCUGGAAUCUUUUUGGCAUUUUCACUUGAUAAAAGACAUUUUUACCUGAUUAUUUUCACUCUCCAUCGAUUAAAAGACUAAUCGUUUCAGCGCUAAAACCCCAGGCGGCUUCUCUGCGAACCUCUGGCUCAUGAAAAACUUUCUAAAGGAGAAACUCGAGACAAGCUGGAAGCGAGCUUUUCUCAGUCCUCGUCAAGUUUCCAAAAGUUUUUACAGGAGAGCAGCGGCACGUUUUCUUGAAAAGCGACACACAUGCAGACGUGGACGCGUUGGGGAUGACACACACACGAGUGUUUUAAGGUUGUGGCUGGCGUAUAAGUGGUCAUAAAAAAAAUAAAAAAAACGUCUUGUCAGUGUCUCGCUUACUGGUUUAUCUCACGGGCAGCCUUGUUGUAACAAUAAUUGUACAGGUCAGUCUGGUAAGCAUUAAAGAAGAAUUCAGUUGGCCCCCCUUUUCUUUUCCUUUUACACGGAGAAAUAUUGAAAAUGCAAAGAUAUGUACAUUGUAAACUAAGAGAAUUUUGUAAGGAAGCUUCUAUUUUAAAGGGGUACGGGACCAAAAAAAAAAAAAAAAGAGGAAAAUAAGAGCGUGUGUUUAUAGAGACGAACCGGUGAAGAAAAGAGGCUGAGGAAUUGUAAAAUAGACACACUCCAUUCUCAUUUGUUUGUUUGCUUCUGUAAGAUCUAUGUUUUAUGAUUUGAUCGGGAAAAAAACACGGUAGAGCUAUUGUAAGGUCGGAAACAAAACAAAAAAAAACAAACACAAAAGGCAUCAGAAGUGCAAACACCUGUGGCCUGUCAUCUUUCCAAAAAAAAAAAAAAAAAAAAAAAAAAAACACCCCAAGGUAACAAUUUUAAAGACGUGAACUGUUUCUGGACACUUGAAAUGUCAUCCAAUAUUGUAUUCUGGUGCCCGUUAAGUAUUAAUUUUUUUAUUUGCCAUGUGAUAUUUUUUUUUUGUUCUCUCUCUCUCUCUCUCUCUCUCUUGACCUUUCAAAGACCUGCGAAGAGGCCCUAUCUUUAGCUAGAGAAUCUUUAUUGGAUAAACAUGGAGAUAAAAUAUUGAGGUUCUAUUUUUGUUUGUUUUAUGGCAUAACAAGAUUUUUUCAUUUGAAAUUGUUUUGUAAAAUAGUUUCUGUAUGAAUGUAUUUUUUAUUGGAAAAUCGAUAAAAAGAACUUAUUGGAA